CCUAGAUGUCAGUACGUGAACGAAUAUUAGACACAUGUUCUAUAGCAUAAUAAAAGAUCAUAUAAUCAUCAAGCAUGCAUUUCUCAAUACCGGAUACCCAGGAAUUCAUUGACGACGGUGGGAAUGCAUAUCUGGGCUAUAACAUACAUAUCAAUGGAUUAUUUCACUGCACUGUGAGGUAUAAACAAUUGUUGAACCUACAUGUGCAACUGGGAAAAGAGCUUGACGUUGUGCUUCCUGAAUUUCCGCCAAAAAAGUUAUUCCCAUUGACAGUAAAUCAGCAGGAGGAAAGACGUGCUCUUUUGGAAAAAUAUAUUCAAACAAUUGGGCAAAAUUCUGCUAUAAACAGUUCUGAAUUGCUUAAUGGAUUUCUACUACAUGCUCAACAAGAAACAGCAGGAGAACAUUCUGGAGUAGAAAAUUUAGAUAUUUUUUUGAUUAACGGACACAAAAUUACAAUAUCUGCAUCUCCAAGAGAAAACUCUGAACAAAUUUUAAUGAAAGUCUGCUGUUUAAUUGAAUUACAUGAAAAGUAUGCUUGCUACUUCGCAUUGUUUCUUAUGCAUCAAGAAGAAGACGAUAGUAAUAUAAAUGUGCUACGAAAGCUGCAAAACUUUGAGUCUCCUCUCAUCACUCACAAGAGUAUACCUCUUAUUAGCGUCAAGAUAGUGUUGGCUAAAAGCUACUGGAACCCUGCCUAUGACGAAGAAUUGAUGCAGGAUAAAGUUGCUUUAAAUCUGCUCUAUGUUCAGACAACAUCAGAAAUUGACAGAGGAUGGAUUUCUGUUCCCAAUGAAUCAAGAGAUCGUCUUGCUAGCAUACGAGCUCGAAGCAAUAAAAAGGAGUACUUGAAACUGGCCAGAUCUUUUAAAUACUACGGAUAUAUUCAGUUUGCUGCGUGUCUCAGUGACUAUCCUGAACCACGCACAAGGGUUUUGGUAUCCAUUGGUAAAAACGAACUUAAUUUGCGAAUUUAUCAAGAAGGCGAAGAGGAAUGUGAAGCUACAUUUGAAGUUACUAGAAUGCGCUGUUGGCGCAUCACUACACUGCACAAUACUGCAGAAAAACAUGAAGAUGAAGAAUACAGCCUUGAGUUAUCCUUUGAAUAUCUGAUGUCUAAAAACCAGUUGCAAUGGAUUACAAUUUCAUCCGAACAAGCUAUCCUCAUGUCCGUUUGUUUACAAGCUAUGAUCGACGAGCUGCUGAUAAAAAGUAUUGGCGGAAAUAAAAACCAGGAGAAAUCAUCAAAAACUUGGACAUAUAUGAGAAGAGAUGGUAACAGUCAAGUCAUAGCGACAUCGCCUUCUACAGACAGUAUUAAUAAAACGGACCAGGAAAGAGAGCAGCAAUCUAUGCCACCAAAAACUGAACCAAUUAUGCGAAAAAUAACUGAGAGAUUAUCAGCAGUAACUGUGAAGAAGUCCGAUGGGGUAAAGAGAUCAACAAAUAUUUUGAAUAAAGUAGAUGGCUUGAGUGAAAAUAAUGCAUUCCAUAUGAUUGGCGACGAUGAUCUUUGAACAUCUAUAACAUUCGUUUUGAAAUAAGAAUGGUUGACAAUAUGUGCAGCUUCUAACAAACUGAUGCUCAGUACUAACAGGUUUGGAAUUUAUUUUAAACGGUUUUAUUAAACGGGGCAAUAUUUUCAUAUCGUACAUCAUUAAUGGGCCAAAAUAAUAUUGC
This is a messenger RNA of Diprion similis, 1680 nucleotides long. It is a transcript of the gene Snx17, whose product is annotated as sorting nexin-17. Gene Ontology annotation, biological process: intracellular protein transport. Bases 75 to 1517 code for a protein of 480 amino acids. The record is from RefSeq and is a predicted model, not a curated record. Gene Ontology annotation, molecular function: phosphatidylinositol binding. Lineage: Eukaryota; Metazoa; Arthropoda; Insecta; Hymenoptera; Diprionidae. Gene Ontology annotation, cellular component: early endosome. The transcript is spliced from 8 exons.